AUGGAAAUGAAAAAUGACCAUUCAAAUAGUGAAAGUCUUAAAGAGAACGCUGGAGACCUCUUCCUACCAUGCAAUAUCCCUGAAGCACCGAAGCAGAUUGGUGAGAGUAGUGGAAAGCCCUCGAAGGGCAUGGCAAAAUACACUCCGGGUCCGGCAGGUUUAGCCCAAGAAGCCGCCACGCAAGCCACAUCUGAAAUCGGCCGAGCAAAAAUGGCGGCCAUAGAACGAGGAGAGAAACUCGGAGAAUUGGAAGAGAGGACGGAAAGAAUGAAGAUGGAGGCGGAAAUGUUUUCGCAGUCCGCCCAUCAACUCAAAAUGAAAUACAAAGAGAAAAAGUGGUAUCAAUUUUAG
This is a messenger RNA of Helobdella robusta, 351 nucleotides long. RefSeq lists its product as hypothetical. The record is from RefSeq and is a predicted model, not a curated record. Bases 1 to 351 code for a protein of 116 amino acids. NCBI's taxonomy places the organism in Eukaryota, Metazoa, Annelida, Clitellata, Rhynchobdellida, Glossiphoniidae. The transcript is spliced from 3 exons.